Messenger RNA from Racocetra persica, 1136 nucleotides. Lineage: Eukaryota; Fungi; Glomeromycota; Glomeromycetes; Diversisporales; Gigasporaceae. The record is from the annotation of a GenBank genome assembly.
AUCAAAAUUUAGAAAAUCUUCUUCAAGAUGAUGCUGUUGGUGUAUUACAAAUAGUUUUUAAUCAUGAUAUAUGUGAAUCAUUCCGUGAAUACUGUAUUUAUCUUAUAUGUCUCAAUCCCGAUGCAUUAUUUAACAACCCGCGAUUAACUCAAUUGGAUCGUUCCACUUUAUUUUUUAUUUUGCAACGUGAUGAUAUGGGAAAAUUAAGCGAAAAAAAGAUUUAUGACUGUCUAAUUAAAUGGGGGGCUGCACAACACGAAGCCACUAUGUUAAGGAGUAUAAUGACCUGGACAAGUCGAGAAUUCGUGAUUUUUGAGAAGUCUAUUGAUGAUUUUAUUCCUUUAAUUCGUUGGUUUACGAUAUCUUCAAAAGACUUUAAUCAAAUUCGGUACUUUUUAGAAAACGUCUUACCAAAUAAUUUAUAUCAAAAACUUGUAGAUUAUCAUCUUGAUCCUAAUUCAUUACUAAAUGAAAAGAAUAUUUUGCCAGACAGAUAUUUACCAUGUACAUUCCUUCUUAAACCACGGCACUUUAAAAUUUUUGAAAGUUGGAUUGAAGAAGGCGAUAAAAAUAAAGGCUUUUUUCCCAAAUUAUUUAAUUCAAAUACAACAAAUGAGAAUGAAGAACAUUCUGAAUCAAUGACUUUAAAUGUGAAACCUAGUCACUUUUCAGAUAAUAAUCUUUAUGAUUUUGUUCUACUUUAUCGUGGAACGGAUAAUAAUUUUAACGUAGAAGAGUUUCAUAACUCAUGUGAUAAUAAAGGUCCAACAUUAACAAUUAUAAAAACAUCUAAUGAACGUAUUUUUGGUGGCUAUAAUGGUUCAAAGACUGAAAAUCAUUAUAUUGAGAGAAUAGUAUCAAGAAAAAAUUUCUUAUUUUCUUUUCAGGAUCAAAAUGAUUUUAGUACUUCUAAAUUGGCACGUGUUAAAAAGAAUAGUUGGGUUUCAGAAUAUCAAUCAGAUUACGGUCCAUGUUUUGGUUGUAAUAAGAAUAAUUUUGACAUGUAUAUUAAUUCUAAAAACUUACAUAUUUCAAAGUCUAAUAUUUAUCCUAACUUAAAGAACUUUUACCCUAAUGAAAAGAACUUUGUUUCACUAAACUCAGCUCAUCUUAUAAAGGAUUAUGAAGUUUGGCAU